Acyrthosiphon pisum (pea aphid) is the source of this 1143-nucleotide messenger RNA. RefSeq names its product putative glycine-rich cell wall structural protein 1. The coding region runs from base 577 to 1011 and encodes 144 amino acids. The transcript is spliced from 3 exons. Lineage: Eukaryota; Metazoa; Arthropoda; Insecta; Hemiptera; Aphididae. The record is from RefSeq and is a predicted model, not a curated record.
AGAAAGUAAAAUUAUUAAUGAUUUAUGUCAUGCUUAUAUAUUACUAUAUAUUUUAUUAUUUGGUACUGCCAUAAUGGAACAAACCGUUCGAUUGACGUAAUGUCGUACCACCAGUUCAAUCGUCGCACGUCCGAUACAAUACCAACCGGUUUUGCGUAGUUUUGCAGAGGCUAUUAUCAAAUCGCAAUACGAUUUUGCGAUCGUCACUAGUCACUAUUCACUACCUAACUUAAGUAGCGACUGUAGCGUAGCCGUAGUCGAUACUCACUACUCAGUACUACUAUUAGUAGUCAUGCAAUCGAUUUGGGAGUAGGACAUCACCGUGGCGGCGAGGCUCACCCGCCGCUCACCAGUCACCACCACUCACUUAAAGUACCUAUCAUCAUCAACACUUAAGUCCUAAACAGCAACGAGAUAAGAAUAAAAAAUGAAUAAAUAUCUGUUUGGGGUCGAGGUGUUGGUGUCGACGGUUGGUGUGAGGAGUAAUAGCAGCCGGCACGUGGUAUCGCCGCUGCACGCCGCGGGCCGGUCUGGUGGAGCGCCGUGCGACGGCACCGCCCGCCGUGGAUUCGUUGUAUGAAAGUGUCGAGCAGCAGCGGCAGAGUUUGUGGAGGAGGAGGCGGAGGCGGUGUUUGCAGCAACGGCGGCGGAGACGGCAACGACGCUGGAAACCGCGGUGACAGCGGCGGUGGCUGCGGCGGCGGUGCGCCCAACAACAACAACAACAACAACAACAACAACAACAGCAGCAGCAGCACCAGCACCAGCACCAGCACCAGCAGCCCUCCGUGCAGUGAGGGUGGCGGCGGCGGCGGCGGCGGUGGUGGUGGUAGCGGCGGCCUGGUAGCUGGCGUGCUGGUCAGUGAUCAGGGCGAAGUGAUCAGCGACCGGUAUGUGGGCGUGGCGAGGCAGUUCGCGUCGCGUCAAGCGUCCGAGCGUGGCUCGACCAAAGCUGACCAAAGCGACGGUAGUGACGACGAGACCACGCUUAGGCAGAUGCUUGUGAGGUAAGCUACUACGCACCAUCACCAUAGUUGCAUGCUUGCCGACUACUUGACAACGCCAACUACGCUGCUAUUAUAAUCGUAUAUUAUACAUUUUACAUAAUAUUAUAUCAAUAAUAUAUUGUAUCCGUAUAACUUC